CAGAAAUACAGCAAUCACUCAUGUCAAAUAACCAAAAACUGUUCUAACUUUGGCAGAAAAUAGCGUUUCAUGUGGAGUCCCAUGACUCAUAGUUAGAUGCUGAUUGAGAAAAUACGUUUUUCGGGUUUUUAAAAGGAUGGAUUUUUUUCUUUCCCUCAAACCCUUUGGGAACAUAUACUAAGAAAAAGUCUUUUUUUAUGUAGUGUGUUCCAAAAAGUGCGUAAUCUAAUUUCAAUCGGUUCCACUGCAGUUUUUCAAAUUCCAAGACUUAAAGAGGAAACUGUGGUGACAGCGUGAAGACUUAUUAAAACAAAGGGCUGAUUUGUAGCGAGUGGAAGCCUCUGAAGAUCCUUAAGUGAAAAAUUCGCACCACUGACCAAGUUUUAUCACAUUUGAUCGCUAGGUUGCACAUUUAUUUUUUUUGUUUGCAGUGCAUGGUGCCUCCUAUCCGUGACUGUGCGUCUCCGCGUGGCUCUGCCUCCCUCUCUCUCGGCUCUCUGCAGCUGCGGACGCGCUUUCACUCUUCCCACUUUCUCCUCCUGUCUGCUCUGCGCAGCGCUGCUGCUGCUGACCCGGGAUUCCUUUCGUGUUCGUCAUUUGAAACAGGAUGAAAGGCACAUUUUGCUUCGUUUUGCCCACAUGUUCCUUUCUUCUGUUUCUUCUGCCAGGAGGCUCCUGUUCAGAUGCAGAGCACAAGCUCUUCUCUGUCAUAUUCUCCAACUACAACCAGUACAUACGACCGGUGGAAAAUGUGACCGACCCAGUCAUCGUACAGUUUGAGGUGUCAAUGUCACAGCUGGUCAAAGUGGAUGAAGUCAAUCAGAUCAUGGAGACAAAUCUGUGGCUGAGACAUAUCUGGAAUGACUACAAACUCAGAUGGAAUCCAAAAGAUUUUGGAGGCGUCGAGUUUAUCCGAGUGCCGUCCAACAGGAUAUGGAAGCCAGACAUUGUGCUGUACAACAAUGCAGUUGGAGAUUUCCAGGUUGAUGACAAAACAAAGGCCCUGCUUCGUUACAAUGGUGAUGUUACCUGGAUCCCUCCAGCCAUAUUCAAGAGCUCCUGCAAGAUUGACGUCACUUACUUCCCCUUCGACUACCAAAACUGCACCAUGAAGUUCGGCUCCUGGACAUAUGACAAGGCCAAGAUUGAUCUGGUGCUAAUUGGCUCAACCAUCAACCUCAAGGACUUCUGGGAGAGCGGCGAGUGGACGAUCAUCGAUGCCCCCGGUUACAAACAUGACAUUAAGUACAACUGCUGUGAGGAAAUCUACACGGAUAUCACUUACUCUUUGUACAUCCGCCGUCUGCCACUUUUCUACACCAUCAACAUGAUCAUCCCCUGCCUCCUCAUCUCCUUCCUCACCGUGCUUGUCUUCUACCUGCCGUCCGACUGUGGCGAGAAAGUCACUCUGUGUAUCUCCGUCCUGCUGUCUUUAACUGUCUUCCUCCUCGUCAUAACAGAGACUAUCCCUUCCACCUCGCUAGUCAUCCCCCUGAUUGGCGAGUACCUCCUCUUCACCAUGAUCUUUGUCACCCUCUCUAUCGUCAUCACUGUUUUUGUGUUGAAUGUCCACUACCGCACACCAAAGACCCAUACUAUGCCCUGCUGGGUGCGAACUGUGUUCCUGGGAUUGCUGCCCAGGGUGAUGUUCAUGACUAGGCCAGAGAGGGACCCCGAGCAGGUGACAGUGCCUGGCAGUGUUCAGACCAUGCAUUCAAGGCCCUGUGCCAUUCAUUCGUCAGGUACUUUGCAGAAGCAGCAGAAACCUCAGGCCCUGGCCUCCAGCGUGGUGUCCAGCCUGACAAACCGCCAACGGCUUUUCAACAACACAGAGCUCUCCAACCUCAAUAACUUAAGUGGAGACCCGGCCAAAGGUGCAGGUUCCACGUUUUUGUGCUGCGAGGGCCGUUGCACCUGCUGCUGGCACCAGAGAUCCAGCAAACUGCCUGCAGACUCUGGGGGAGGGAGCGGAGGGCUGGGCGGCCUGGGGGCGCUGACUGGAGGCAGUGCUGUUGGGGCCGGAGGGGGGAGUCAGUGCUCCAGCUCAGAAUCUCUGGAUGGAGGAAUAAUGUCCUUGUUGCCGCUCUCCACUGAGGUCAGGGAGGCUAUCGAGAGUGUCAAAUACAUAGCAGAGAACAUGAGACUACAGAAUGAAGCAAAGGAGGUUCAGGAUGACUGGAAGUACGUUGCCAUGGUUAUCGACAGGAUCUUCCUGUGGGUAUUUGUCCUUGUGUGCAUCCUGGGAACUGCUGGCCUCUUCCUCCAGCCUCUAUUACUUGUGGAGGACAUGUGAAUCAGUUUGACAAAACUAAUACUCCAGACUGUUGAACUGCACAGCAUUCGUUACAUAUGCAAGAUUCUCGCCAUGGCUCAGACAAAGAAAAUACAGAGAGGAUCCAAAGUCAAGAAGGAAAGAUGUGUCUGCCAAAUGUUGAUGCAAAUGGUUUAGUGACUGCUUUUUCACAGAUAGACUAGACGAUUUUUGUUUGAUGUGGUUUAAGGAUUCUCCAAUGCUGAGAACGAGGCUAACAAACAAUGGCAAAGACCAUGGUGGUUAGACAUUUCAUUGCGUACAAAACAGUUCUACGGUAAAUGGCAAUAUAAUCCAUAAUGCCAUCUUUGCAGAAACAAAGAUCUGCUAUUUUUAUUUUGAUGAGUAAAUAAUGGGUACAGUGAAUACAUUUACGGAACUUUAAGCACCUACUUUCACAUUAAGCAAGUAUGUACAUACAUUCACAAAUGUAAUCAUGAUGCUACUGGAAAGCUCAAUAUUUGAAUUACCACGAUGUUCUAUAACUAGAAAUCUCAAAUAUUUUCUUCUUUAAAAUGUUAUGUCCAUAUUGAGUGCCAUGCCAGAAAUAUAUAUGUGUUUAUGGAGAUAACAGAACAAACUGUUUAAUUUAACAUGUGUUUCUAUGUUUCUGAACCAAGCAAGGUGUUCAAAGAGUGACAUCAUGUGGUAAUUCUUUGCUACUACAAAUUAUAACAAGACUUUCUGACAGUUGAAGGGAUAUGUCACCCAGUUUGUCAUGAUCUCUGUUGUAUCAUAUUCCCAGUCAUAAAAUGUUGUGAAAAGUUAUACUGGUACUUUAUGCCAUAAAUGCAUAACAAGAGCCGCUGUUUGAUUUGCAUAGCAUGACCGUCUGGACGGUCAUGCUAUGCAUGAAGUCUCUGACUUGAGAAAA
Messenger RNA from Siniperca chuatsi (mandarin fish), 3185 nucleotides. RefSeq names its product cholinergic receptor, nicotinic, alpha 3 (gene chrna3). Gene Ontology annotation, biological process: chemical synaptic transmission; monoatomic ion transmembrane transport; nervous system process. Bases 608 to 2293 code for a protein of 561 amino acids. Lineage: Eukaryota; Metazoa; Chordata; Actinopteri; Centrarchiformes; Sinipercidae. The transcript has 6 exons. Gene Ontology annotation, cellular component: postsynaptic membrane; synapse; neuron projection. The record is from RefSeq and is a predicted model, not a curated record. Gene Ontology annotation, molecular function: acetylcholine-gated monoatomic cation-selective channel activity; transmembrane signaling receptor activity.